Molecule: messenger RNA, 837 nt
Organism: Lindgomyces ingoldianus
Lineage: Eukaryota; Fungi; Ascomycota; Dothideomycetes; Pleosporales; Lindgomycetaceae
Exons: 9
Coding region: 1-837 (278 amino acids)
Source: RefSeq, a predicted model, not a curated record
AUGCAGAUUAACACUAUGGGUGGAAACCAUGACGGUACUCACUCCGUGAGGGCCAGCGUAUUUGUGAAGAAGGGUGGCACGAAGGUUUCGAAGCCUGAAAUUAGCAAGAUGAAUUGCCGACCGCCCAUAUCCAUUAGUAACUGUGAGAAGGAGCCGAAUCCCACGAAUCGGUCUAAUGCUCUACAUGCUGAUACCAAAACGCGGAAGAGUGCCUCAUUAGCUUGCUCUCAAGCUUUCUUCAUUCACGCCGUUCCUCCCUGUAAAUUGGAUGAUAUUCGCAUGCACUUAGAUAUCAUCCGCAGUUUAGACAUAAUUGGGGGGAUUAGUUCUGAGUUACAAUCCUGGAAUUUGCUUUCCAAUCAUUCCUUCGGUUUUCUUCAACCUCCCCGCCCACCUCCGUUGCAGGUAGUGGCUUUGUAUACCCCAUUAGAGGCACACGGUAGCAACAAAUAUGUGGUUAGCGUUGCUGUCGAAAGUGGUUUGAGGACUAGGUUUUCCCAAGAUACUUGGUAUGUACGCGAAAAGCCCGAGGAGUAUAUGAACGACAUCCGCUUGUAUGCGACCAGGACUUUGGCGUAUGCAUCCGUUGAAUUUGCCAUGAUUACCGAAAGCGCCAUUGCGGCGACUGAUAGAGACUAUGAAGCUCAGAAACAAACAAAGCUUCAUAUUGGCAGCACCAAUCUUGGCAAGGCGACCGACAACGACACUUUGCAUGUUGUUGCAAAGCGUGUCAAACCCCCAACGAUACCGAUGCCAUCAAAAGCUGAUACACCAACGCCGUCUCAUGCCCUCCAACGCCCUGUAUCUGGCAUGAUUUUUGGACUUUUGAUAAUGUGA